Funneliformis caledonium is the source of this 127-nucleotide messenger RNA. Lineage: Eukaryota; Fungi; Glomeromycota; Glomeromycetes; Glomerales; Glomeraceae. The record is from the annotation of a GenBank genome assembly.
UGCUAUUAGUUCUUGUAGCUGUUCUGUUAGAAUGACAGAUACACUAUAUAAGUAUCAAGAAGCUAUUUCUAUGAGAUUUCAUAUCAUAAGCUUGAAUUUUAUACCAUUAUUAACUCUAAAUGAUUGA